Molecule: messenger RNA, 1274 nt
Organism: Prunus mume (Japanese apricot)
Lineage: Eukaryota; Viridiplantae; Streptophyta; Magnoliopsida; Rosales; Rosaceae
Gene: SGR9
Product: RING/U-box superfamily protein
Biological process (GO): protein ubiquitination
Cellular component (GO): cytoplasm
Molecular function (GO): ubiquitin protein ligase activity
Source: RefSeq, a predicted model, not a curated record
AUGGCAUUUAGCACAAGACUAGAACAAAAGUUCAAGGGGGCAUAAUGGUCAUCACAAGAGACCGCCAUGACCAAACUAGUCCCCAAAAUUCACAUAAAAAGCCACAACAUUCCCAACCUUUUCCACACACUACAAAAACAGUUAAAAGGUGAAGUCCAAGCACACGAUCCCAUAAUGGAAGAAACAACAACAGCAGCAACAACAACAAUCAUGGCUGCUCUGGCCACACUCAGCCCACCCCAACUCUCAGAUCUCACCCACACCAUCCUCUCUCACACCCACCAUCACCGCCUCCGCCUCUCCUCUCUCCUCUCCUCUCCCAUCCUCUUCUCUCUCACCCUCCACCGCCUCAACUCCCUCUCUCUCCCACACAAGACUCUCCUCAUCGCCAACCACCUCCUCUCCUCCCUCCACCACCUCACCCUCCACUUCCAACCCAACCCGCCACCGCCGCGUGUCAAGCAACGAGACCUAGACUCUGUUCUGCUGCUCCUCUUGCUCUGCGAUGUACACCAGCACAACCCAGAAGCCCUCCAAGCACCAACAUCAAAAUGGCGCGAAAUUCUGAGCAACUUGUACUCUGACGACAUGUUGACGGUGUCAGGCAUUGGGGUCUAUAAUGGGUCGGCUUUGGUUUCUUACAUUGAGGUGCUGACGAGGUGCUUGAGAUUUGUCAGUGUCAUGGGUUUUUGCUAUGGCGGGAAAGUGGGGAAAGAGGUGGCGGCGUCGCCGGCGGGGGGGGGGGGGCGGCUGCCGUCAGUGGAGGUGAGAGGUGGCGGGAGUGAGUGUGUGAUAUGUAAAGAGGAGAUGAGAGAAAACAGAGAUGUGUGUGAAUUGCCAUGUCGGCACUUGUUUCAUUGGAUGUGCAUUUUGCGGUGGCUGAAGAAGAGGAACACUUGUCCAUGCUGUAGAUUUAGGCUUCCCACCGAUGAUGCAUUUGGGGAGAUCCAACGGCUGUUGGAGGUUUUGGUCAAGAUUGCUAAUGAAAAGGGUUUAAUCUGAGGGCAUUGAUUAGCCGAGAUCGGGUACCAAUGUUCAGUGGAUUUAACUUAAUUCCAUUGAUUGUGUAUUUUUCUUCGUACAAACAAUAUUGGAGGGAGGAGGAUUCGAACACAUGAUUUCGGAUACAGAAAUAACUACUCUUAAUUACUUAAUUUAUAAGUCCUUGUCGAGUAAUUGUGUAUUAAUUAGAGUAGAUUAGUUUGUACUUAGUACCAAGCAGUCUUUUACCUUGAUUUUUUAAAGUUGUAUAUGUAAAUAGUAUAUGGUGAUCA